CGCGGCCUACAGAAAACAAAAACAAAAGGACAAAAAAUGGCUGCUGGACUUUGACGUCAGUCUGCGGUGUAUGCUUUUGAUCAGGCCUAAAUGCGGGCGUAAGCGGCUGGCGAGUCUCAUCGAGGAUGGGUUAAAAUGCCUCCCGGCUUGUUCAAGAUGCAAGGAACCGUGUGCUCGGUCUGCGUUCGCGUGUUCAAGUGGUGCCCCGUCUUGUUCAUCACCACCAUUGUGGCUUGGUCCUACUACGCUUAUGUCAUACAGCUGUGUUUCUUUACCGUUGAAAACAUAUUCCAGAAAAUAUUUUACCUCAUUGGCUACCAUGCCUGCUUCGCAAUGUUUGCAUGGUCGUACUGGCAGACCAUUUUCGCAGAGCCAGGCACCAUUCCAAAGCAGUUCUACCUUCCCAUGGAAGAAGCAGAGCGGCUUGAGAAAGAGCACAGCGAGGAUGCGCAGAGGCAAAUGCUCGAACGGCUGGCCAAGAACCUGCCCGUCUCCUGCCGCACGCUGAACGGAAUGGUGAGGUACUGUGAGAAGUGCCACCUCAUCAAGCCUGACAGGGCCCAUCACUGUUCAGUGUGUGGAAAGUGCAUACUGAAGAUGGACCAUCACUGCCCCUGGGUGAACAACUGUGUGUCUUUCACAAACUACAAGCACUUCAUCCUGUUCCUGGCCUACUCGCUGAUAUAUUGCUUGUUUGUGGCCGCCACCACACUCCAGUACUUCAUUAAGUUCUGGACGAAUGACUUGGAAGGCUGGGGCCGCUUCCACAUUCUCUUCCUGUUCUUUGUGGCAUUCAUGUUUGCAAUCAGCCUGGUGUCUUUGUUUGGCUAUCACAUCUAUCUCGUCAUGGUGAACCGGUCGACCCUGGAGGCGUUCCGCCCCCCCAUUUUCCGAACCGGUCCGGACAAGUACGGCUUUAGCUUGGGGCGCCAAGCCAAUGUGGCCGAAGUAUUUGGCGACAACAAGCGGCUCUGGGUUCUGCCCGUGUUCUCCAGCCUGGGUGAUGGGGUGACAUAUCCAACACGCACUCAAGUGGCCAGUUCGUACAACUCCAUGGGGAGCACCGCUCCGGCAAGCUUGGGUGACGGAGUCACCUUCCCCCAAAGAAUAGUCGACGAAGACACGGACGGUCUCUUGAACGAACGGCAGAGAUGGGCCGAGACGGACGAGGACCAUUCCGACGCCGGACUGGCCGCGGCGCAGCCGCAGGACGUCGGGAAGCUGGAGAUUCCAGAUGGAGACCAUCCGGUCUAGACCGACUCCGCCGGAAGUCGGAAGGAUGGCGAGCUUAGAAUUCGCCGCCCCGACAAGACUUGGUGCUGGACUGCCACCCGGUGCCGCCGUCAGUUCUUCGUUUCGUCGCGACUGCACCUUCUCUCCUGCUGGAACAUUUGUGAUGCACUGGCUGCGUCGCGACAAAACCCCGCUCCGGAAAUAAGACGGCACAAGUGGCCGCCGUUCUUCCCCCCUCGCGUGAACAUAAUGCCAUCUUGUUUGCAAUCAAUCGAGACUGUGCUGCACGUGUUCGUCAUCUGCAGAAGCGACACGGGACAUAACGGACAGGGGGAAUCGGCAGCGCCUGUUGGCCGAGAUGGCAGAUGACGGCACGGAGCCCCUUGCUCCCCGAGUGCGUACUUAAACCCCGGGUCAAUAAAACGAGUGCCGAUUCUUGUAGGAUAGACAGUUGAUCGGGAGCCGUCUUGAUUUGUUCCCAUUAACCGCAACUCUUGUGGCGAGGCUGUAGCGCAUGUACAGGGCACCCCGGGUUGUGUAGUGUUCUUGCUAGCCACCUUUCAAUGUUGAUAGAAUUGUAGGACCAAGGCUGAAAAAUAUGCACAUUUAUGCAAACAAAUACGUUUUUUGUGUGGUGAACCUGUAAUUGACCCAUUGUGCUCGCUCAUUCAUGAAGACUGCUAAUUAUGGUUGGUCUUUUAAGCAUGUCUUGUUGACAUUCGCAAAUCGACCAGCUCUGACGGCAACAGCAGUGACCAGUAGAGGCUGGUUCACGCAUUCGUGACAGACUGGACCGCCAUCGCUGCUGCGCGGCCAGUCGUAAGCGGCUUAAUAACCGGUUGUGUCACUUGGUCGCAUGUGCGUGUGAUUCAGUCUUAUUUUAAUUUUUUUUCCAAUUACGAAGGUGGGUUAAUAGGAAGGCAGUGCCGAAGUACACGCUCAUGCUUGCGAAACUACGAAGUCACUGUGGUUGUGCUGGUGGUACCUAACCAUAUGAACAAAGUACCUAUUAAAGUCGCAGAGACGAAAAAUAAAUAUUAGUUUGAAA
This is a messenger RNA of Ixodes scapularis (black-legged tick), 2281 nucleotides long. RefSeq names its product palmitoyltransferase ZDHHC20-B. The transcript has 11 exons. Bases 136 to 1254 code for a protein of 372 amino acids. Lineage: Eukaryota; Metazoa; Arthropoda; Arachnida; Ixodida; Ixodidae. Gene Ontology annotation, molecular function: protein-cysteine S-palmitoyltransferase activity. The record is from RefSeq and is a predicted model, not a curated record. Gene Ontology annotation, biological process: protein targeting to membrane; peptidyl-L-cysteine S-palmitoylation; synaptic vesicle maturation. Gene Ontology annotation, cellular component: endoplasmic reticulum; Golgi apparatus.